Molecule: messenger RNA, 1731 nt
Organism: Penicillium argentinense
Lineage: Eukaryota; Fungi; Ascomycota; Eurotiomycetes; Eurotiales; Aspergillaceae
Product: major facilitator superfamily transporter
Exons: 9
Coding region: 1-1731 (576 amino acids)
Biological process (GO): transmembrane transport
Molecular function (GO): transmembrane transporter activity
Source: RefSeq, a predicted model, not a curated record
AUGAAGAUCCAUCACCUCAAGUGGCUUCGGAAAGCUCACGACAGGCUCCGAAACAAGGAAGCCCCAACUGUGACCGAACUGACUGAGAUGCCCACUAAGGAUGAGGCUCCAGCACCGGUUGACACCGAAAACAACAACCCAAACAUCGAAGAUGUCGACUAUGUCCAGGAAAAUAUCCGGGCCAGUUGCAACACAGGCAUGUGGUGUCUCAUCGUCCUGACGAUGCUUGCUUCGCUUUUCCUCUUUGCCCUCGACAACACAAUCGUCGCUGAUAUCCAGGCUCCCAUCAUUGCUCGUCUGAGCCAGGUCGAGAAGUUGGUCUGGCUGGGUGUGGCUUUCACCCUGUCGGGCUCUGCUACCAUCGCCAUAUGGGGUAAAUUUUACGGAAUCUUCAGCACCAAGUAUCUUUACUUGUCCUCGGUUUUCUUGUUCGAAGUUGGCAGUACUGUCUGUGGCUCGGCUCAAACUAUGAAUGCAAUGGUCGUUGGUCGUGCGAUCGCUGGAAUUGGGGGUGCCGGUAUGUACCUGGGCUGUCUCACCCUGCUCACCAUCACCACGUCGAUCCGAGAGCGACCCAAGUACAUGUCUUACACUGGUAUCACCUGGGGACUUGGAACGGUGCUGGGACCUGUUGUCGGAGGUGCGUUCGCACAGAAUCGCCAUGCAACCUGGCGCUGGGCAUUUUACAUCAACCUCGUGAUUGGUGCUGCCUUUGCACUUCUGUGGCUCUGGAAGCUGCCUCGCGGCGACCCCCAGAAGAACAAGACCUUCUGGCAAAAGAUCCAGCAGAUCGACUUUCUUGGAAUGGUGCUCAACAUCGGCGCACUCGUGGCUUUGAUCAUGGCGAUCAACUUCGGCGGUAACCUUUACGCCUGGAGCUCUGGCAGUGAGAUUGCGCUUUGGGUCGCGGGAGGUGUCGUUCUGCUUCUCUUCGCAUUGCAACAGGGAUUCGCUUUCGGCACCACCAAGGAGCUGAGAAUCUUCCCGGCCGAUCUUCUGCGCAAGCCUCUGAUGUGGAAUCUGUUCACGCUCAUGUGCUGCGCCGCGACUUGCGUUUUCGUCCCGACGUACUACAUCCCGUUGUACUUCCAGUUUGUUCGCGGCGACACCCCCUUGCAAGCCGCUGUUGGACUCCUUCCGUUCAUCAUUCCCAUGGUCUUCAUGGGACUGAGCAACGGUGCCGCCAUGGCCAAGACCGGCCUGUACAUGCCGUGGUACCUAGGCGGAGGAAUCUUCACGGCUGUUGGUGGCGGGCUGAUGAAAAUUGUAGACACCAUCGGCGAGAACACGGCCACCUCGAAAGUCUAUGGGUUUUCGGCCCUGAUCGGAAUUGGAGCCGGUAUGUUCAUCCAGACCGGGUUCUCUGUGGCCCAGGCGAAGGCCAUUGGCCGCGAGUCGGACGCCUCGUCCUUCAUCGCCCUGGCCCAGAACAUUGGGAUCACCAUCGCGUUGGCGAUCUCUGGCACCGUCUUCCAGAAUCAGGCGCUGGAAAAGCUGCAGGUUCUGCUGCCCGGCCAGAACCGGGAGGCGCUUCGUGGUGCCCUGGUCGGUGCGGGCAGCGGGCAGCUCAAGCAGCUGCCCGCUGACGUUCGGAAGGCGGCGAUCCAUGAGAUCGUCAACGCGAUGGGCCACAACUACUGGCUGGUCGUCGCUGCUGGCUGUGUGGCUGUUGCUGGGGCUCUCUUCAUGAAGCCCGAGCGAAUCUUUGUUCGCUCCACCGCGAUGGGUUGA